Messenger RNA from Arachis ipaensis, 8842 nucleotides. The record is from RefSeq and is a predicted model, not a curated record. Lineage: Eukaryota; Viridiplantae; Streptophyta; Magnoliopsida; Fabales; Fabaceae.
GGGGAGAGAGAUAGAGAGAGUGUGCAUAUGUUUAAGAAGGAAACAAAGGUCCAAAGGUCGUUAGUUACGUUCCCUUUCUUUCUUCUUCGUCUUUGUUUGCUUCCCUUCUCCAAUUUUCCUUUCUUCUUCUCUCUCACAAGUCACAAGUCACUGAUUCAUUGAUCGGUGGAUAUUCCCUCACACCGAAUCACGACCAUGGCCGAAUCGGUGGAGCUUCCGAGUCGCUUGGCGAUCCUUCCUUUCAGGAACAAGGUCCUCUUACCCGGCGCCAUCAUCAGAAUCCGAUGUACUUCCCCUAGCAGUGUGAAGCUGGUGGAGCAAGAACUUUGGCAGCGAGAAGAGAAGGGAUUGAUUGGCAUCUUGCCAGUGCGUGAUGCUGCUGAAAUUAAGCCCCUGGGCCCAGUUGUAUCUCAAGGUACUGAUUCUGUAGACCAAAGCGCAAAAGUCCUAGGUGGUUCAUCUGAUUCUCAUAAGCUUGAAACAAAAAAACCGAAUGAUGUUGUUCAUUGGCAUUCCAGAGGGGUAGCUGCUCGAGCAUUACAUUUAUCAAGGGGAGUGGAGAAACCAAGUGGGAGGGUCACAUACAUAGUUGUUCUUGAAGGCUUAUGCAGAUUUAGUGUCCAGGAACUUAGCACAAGAGGAACAUACCAUACUGCAAGGAUAUCGUCCCUUGAGAUGACUAAGACUGAGAUGGAACAAGUGGAGCAAGACCCAGAUUUCAUAAUGUUGUCUCGCCAAUUUAAAGCAACUGCCAUGGAGCUUAUUUCUGCUUUGGAACUGAAACAAAAAACUGGUGGAAGGACAAAAGUCCUUUUGGAUACUGUUCCAGUUCACAAGUUGGCUGAUAUAUUUGUUGCUAGCUUUGAGAUCAGUUUUGAAGAACAGCUAUCUAUGUUGGAUUCAGUUGACCCCAAAGUCAGGCUUUCAAAAGCAACCGAGUUAGUUGAUAGGCACUUACAAUCAAUUCGUGUUGCGGAGAAAAUUUCACAGAAGGUUGAAGGACAGUUGUCAAAAUCCCAAAAAGAAUUUCUUCUGCGCCAGCAGAUGAGAGCUAUCAAAGAGGAACUUGGUGAUAAUGAUGAUGAUGAGGAUGACCUGGUUGCCCUGGAACGAAAGAUGCAGGGUGCCGGAAUGCCUCAGAAUAUAUGGAAGCAUGCACACAGAGAGUUGAGGAGACUUAAAAAAAUGCAGCCUCAGCAACCUGGGUAUACCAGUUCACGGGUUUACCUAGAGCUUCUUGCUGAUCUGCCGUGGCAGAGGGCCAGCGAAGAGCUUGAGCUAGACUUAAGAGCUGCCCGGAAGCGUUUGGACAGUGAUCACUAUGGUUUAGCAAAGGUCAAGCAGCGGAUAAUUGAAUACCUAGCCGUUCGCAAGCUUAAACCAGAUGCAAGAGGCCCUGUGUUAUGCUUUGUUGGACCACCAGGUGUUGGAAAAACAUCAUUGGCAUCUUCCAUUGCUGCUGCCUUGGGAAGGAAAUUUUUGCGCAUAUCCCUUGGUGGAGUCAAGGAUGAGGCUGAUAUUAGAGGGCAUAGGAGAACAUACGUUGGAAGCAUGCCUGGGAGACUUAUAGAUGGAUUAAAGAGAGUAGCUGUUUGCAACCCAGUUAUGUUGCUUGACGAAGUUGACAAAACAGGUUCUGAUGUUCGUGGAGAUCCAGCUUCAGCGUUGCUCGAAGUUCUUGAUCCCGAACAAAAUAAAACAUUCAAUGAUCACUAUUUGAAUGUUCCAUUUGAUCUAUCCAAGGUAAUUUUUGUGGCAACAGCAAAUAGGAUGCAGCCUAUUCCUCCACCACUUCUGGAUAGAAUGGAAGUUAUUGAGCUUCCUGGAUACACACCUGAGGAGAAGCUCCAAAUUGCCAUGCAUCAUUUGAUUCCAAGAGUUUUAGACCAGCAUGGAUUGAGUUCUGAGUUUCUUCAGGUUCCAGAGGAAAUGGUGAAACUUGUCAUUCAAAGAUAUACCAGGGAAGCUGGUGUGCGAAACUUGGAAAGGAAUCUGGCUGCCCUGGCACGUGCUGCUGCAGUAAAAGUUGCAGAGCAAGAACAGGUAGUUCCACUAAACAAAGGGAUGCGGGGACUUGCUACACCACUUAUGGAAAACAGACUUGCUGACAGCACUGAAGUUGAAAUGGAGGUGAUACCAAUGGGUGUCAAUAGUCGGGAAAUAUCAAACACGUUCAAGAUUGCCUCUCCUCUCAUUGUUGACGAAGCUAUGCUUGAAAAAGUGCUUGGGCCUCCAAGAUUUGAUGAUAGAGAAGCUGCAGAUCGUGUUUCAACCCCUGGAGUCUCUGUUGGACUGGUUUGGACUUCUUUUGGUGGAGAAGUUCAAUUCGUGGAGGCUACGGCAAUGGCAGGGAAGGGUGAACUGCAUCUCACUGGACAACUUGGUGAUGUUAUCAAAGAAUCAGCUCAAAUUGCAUUGACAUGGGUAAGGGCAAGGGCAACUGACUUUGGGCUGGCUACGGCAGACGGUAUUAAUCUUUUAGAGGGCCGAGAUGUACACAUUCAUUUUCCGGCUGGUGCUGUACCUAAAGAUGGUCCUUCAGCUGGUGUUACUUUGGUCACAGCGCUGGUAUCACUCUUCAGUCAGAAGAGGGUAAGAUCAGAUACAGCUAUGACUGGAGAAAUGACAUUGAGGGGGCUUGUACUCCCUGUUGGUGGCGUCAAGGAUAAGGACCUUGACCACUUCAAUAACUACAAGUGGAAUUCAACCGCUGAUGCCAAACACCACCAACAAACAGUUGAAGAAGGGAGGAUAUUCCAAUUUCUUGCAGGCCUCAAUGUGGAGUUAAGAUGAAGUUCGUGGCACAAUUAUUGGAAGAGCAAUCCUACCUUUAAUUGGAGAAGUAUUUGCUGAAGUUAGAAGAGAGAAAACUCGUAGAGCUGUGAUGAUGGAAAAGGCAAGACUGAACAGACUUCUUUGGAGUGUAAUGCACUCUUAGUGGCACCUGCUGCACUUAAAAGUUCAUCAAAUCAGAAGCACCCCUCCAAUCUUUGAUGUGACCACUGCAAUAAACCUCGCCACACCCGAAAAAUCUGUUAGAAGAUUCAUGGAAAACCAAUAUAUUUUAAAGGCAGCAAACCUAGUCCCAGAAUACGUUCUACCCCAACUGCUCAUGAGGUUGAAAAUUCAUCCUCGAGUAAGGAAAAGGUUGAACAGCUCAUAAGGAUGUUAAAUUCCAGUUCUGUGUCUAGUACUUCUAGCGGUUCUUUGGCUUAAACAGGUAAUUUUAGUAUUCCUAUGUCCCUUAACUGCACUUCAAACUUGAAUGCAUCAUGGAUUGUCGAUUCAGGUGUAUCUGACCAUAUGAUCAAUCUCUCCCCCUUAUUUAAAACUUAUUCUCCUUGCUUUGGAAACGAGAAAAUUAGAGGAGUUGAUGGUAGUUUUUCAUCUAUUGCUGAAAAAGGUAUAAUUAAAUUGUCCAAAAAUAUUGACCUAAGAAAUGUCCUACAUGUACCAAAGCUUUCUCGUAAUUUUCUCUCUAUUAGUAAAAUCUGCAAGGAUUUCAAUUAUGCUGUGGCAUUCUUUGACACUCAAGGUAUUUCUUAGGAUCGGACCUCGGGAAAGAUGAUUGGCAAUGCUAAGAUGAUGGACACUCUAGUUUUUCAUCUCAAACAUUUGUUUCCAAAUUUGUUUAAGAAUAUUGAUUCUUCCUUACUUAAAUGUCAGUUAUAUUCGUGCAAAAAGGUCAUAGAGUUCCUUAUUACUCUUAAUCUUAUCAUGCGUCUAAACCUUUCCACUGAAUUCAUAGUGAUGUAUGGGGUCUAUCGAAAAUAACAACUCAAUUUGAAAAAAAAUGGUUGUAACCUUUAUCGAUGACCACACACAACUAUGUUGGAUCUAUAUCAUGCAUGAUAUUUUUCAACAAUGGUACAAACACAGUUUGACACACAAAUUUCAAAAUUAAGAAUGAUAAUGUCAUUGAAUACUUUAAUAAAAAUCUUGGUAAAUUUCUUCAAAAAAAGGUAUUCAAUAUCAAUUUACAUGUCUCAAUACACCCCAACAAAAUGGCAUUGCUAAAAGGAAGAAUAAACAUCUUGAAGUAGCAUGUGCCAUUAUGUUUGAGGGUAAUGUUCCAAAGUAUUUAUGGGGAGAUGCUGUCCUAACAGCAGCCUAUCACAUAAAUCGAAUGUCCACGCAUGUGUUAAAUUACUGCACAUCGUUGGAUACUUUCAAUGAUUUUUCAGCAUGUACGUUGCAUUCUGACUUACCUUUAAAAGUAUUUGGUUGUACUGUGUUUUUGCAUACACCUUCAUAUCAAAAUAAACUUGAUCCAAAGACAGAAAAAAAUACAUUUUUGUUGGUUAUUCUCCAAGUCAAAAGGGUUAUAAAUGUUUCAAUUCAUACACACAAAGAUUUUAUAUAAGCAUUGAUGUUACUUUUUUGGAAUAUGAAACCUUUUUUUAGAAAAAUUCUCUACAGGGGGAGAGUCUAAGUGAAUUUUUUUUUUUUGCUUGAACCUUUACCCACUCCUAUUUUACAUAUUAAGGGUACAACUUUCAUUGAUCAAGCAAAUUUUAAAACAAAAUGUGGAAACCAAUUCUGUAAUUGUGCCAAAAUUAGUUGGAACCCAAACAGGAAAAAAAAUACCACAAUCAGAAAAGAAGCUUUAAUGUUAUGUUCGGAAAUAUCCCAAGAGGACUAGAGUCCAGCCCAUCAUCUCUGUAUCAACCCAAUUUGAAAACUCAGAAGACGGUCCAACUGUAUUACAUCAGGAACUUCCAGGUAAAUCUGAAAUUGCCACUUCUAAUAAUAAUUUACCAAUAGCCUUUAGUAAAGAAACCAGAACCUGCACCAAAAAAGCGCUCAAAACCAGCACUAACCAUCCUAUUUCCAAUUAUGUCUCUUAUCAAAAUCUCUCUCAAAAUCAUCGAACCUUUACUUCUAAAAUUACAAAUCUGUUUGAGUUUAGGAACAUAAAGGAAGCACUAAAUGAUUCCAACUGGAAAGUAGUAGUGUCAGAAGAGUGGCAUGCACUCAAGAGGAAUAAAACUUAGGAGAUUAUAAACCUGUCACAGGACAAAUUGGUUGGCUGAAAGUGGAUUUUCACCAUCAAGUGCAAGGCUGAUGGAAGCAUAAAGAGGUAUAAGGCUAGGUUAGUAGCUAAGAGAUUUACACAAACCUAGGGAGUAUACUAUCAAGAAACCUUUGCUCUAGUUGCUAAACUCAAUUCUGUGAGGAUUCUCUUGUCUCUUGUGAAUUACAAUUGGCGUUUACAUCAAUUGGAUAUAAAGAAUGCUUUCCUGAAUGGGGAGCUAGAGGAAGAUGCGGUCAUGAAACUUCCACCCGGAUUUGAGGCUGAACUAGGGAGGAAUAAAGUAUGCAAACUAAAGAAGUUUCUCUAUGAAUUGAAACAAUCCCCAAGAGCUUGGUUUGAACGACUUGGAAUGGCGGUGAAGGGAGUUAGUUAUACUUAAAGCUAAGUUAACCAUACACUUUUCUAUAAAAAUUCAACAGCUAAUAAAACUGCUAUCUUAAUUGUAUACGUGGAUGACAUUAUUCUGACAGGUGAAGAUAUCUUGGAGCUGAAAGACUUGAAGGAGAAGCUUGCCAAAGCAUUUGAAAUAAAAAAACUUAGCUCAUUAAAAUACUUUUUUGGAAUUGAAUUUGCAAGAUAUAAGAAAGGCAUUUUUAUGAACCAACAAAAGUACAUCCUAAAUCUUUUAAAAGAGACGGAAUUACUUGGUUGUAAAGUUGCUAAAACACCUAUAGAGCCCAACUUAAAAUUGAAGCCAGCUGAACCAGAAAAUGUAAUGGACAAAGGGAGAUAUCAGCGGUUAGUAGGAAGGCUAAUCUAUUUAUCCUAUAACGGAUAUAGCCUUUGCUGUGUACAUGGUAAGCCAGUUUAUGCAUUCACCUGGCCGAGAGAGAGAGAGAGAGAGAGAGAGAGAGAGAUCCAUAUGAACUUUUUUUUUCUUUUGAGAGAGAGAGAGAGAGAGAGAGAGAGAGAGAGAGAGAGAGAUGUGCUUUCAACCUGGAGCUGCUUUCAACCCCAUGGCUCUGUUACUAGAGGUGAAGCAGGUGGAGGACGUCGCUCAGUAUAAGUGUGAGUUUGAGGCUGUAGCAAGAACGCAGAAAAACCUGGAAACAGAGGCUCUUAUGUGCAUGUUUGCAAAUGGACUCAAAAAGAAAAUUUAGGUCGAGUUGGAGGUGGCUCGGUUCGAUAACUUACUAGCUCUAAUGAAUAGAGCCACGGCUAUUGAAUGAAGAAAUCAAGCAUGGAAGGAGACCGGAGUUGACCCUAACGGCAGGAGGGUGGAAGUGUUGCCGAAAGGGAGCAGGUUAGGGGGUCUGGUUCGGUGGGAGCUGGAUUUGGAUUUUUCAAAAAUCCUAGUUUGGCGAAGUACAACACCCACGACAACAGAGGCGAAUCGAGGGGCGAAAUUGGAUCCAACAUAAGCAGAGGCACCCCUAUUCCUCGUACAGGCCUUAACACCAGUUCGAACAGAGGCAUUAGCGCUUUUCAUUUGUAGAUGACUCGUAACAGCAGCACGGCGGCUUUCAAACGAAGAGUGGACAGAGAGACAGAGGAAAGGGUUGUGCUUCAGAUGUGGAGAGGAGUGGGGAGCUGAUCAUAGGUGCUCCAUGAAGCACUAUCAAAUAUACUCCUAGGAGAAGAUGCAGAAGAAGAGGCAGAAGGAGACGUAGGGAUGAACUAAGAGGCACAUGAAGGGGAACCUAAACAAGAAGAGCUGUAACUGUCAUCAUAUAGCUAUUGGGGACUUACUACUCACAAGACCUUUAAGGUCCAAGGGGAGAUUCAGGGAAGAACAGUCGUGGUGCUCAUCAACCCUGGGGCUUCGGCAAAUUUCAUUGCCACCGAGUUGGUUAGGCAGCUGGCGUUACCGGUGAGAAAGAUAAGGGAGUUUCAAGUGGAGGUGGGGAACGACGCUGUAGAAAAGGGGCAUGAAGGCUGUGAAGGAGUUAACUUGAAUAUUUAAGGGGUCCAAAUAGUUUAAAACUUCUUUGUAAUGAAGCUGAGUCGUUCGGAGGUGGUGGUAGGAGCAUGAUUGCUGGCGAGUCUAGGGAGGUUUGUGGGAGAUUAUAGAGAAUUAACAUUGAACUGGAAGCAAGAUGGUAGGGAGAUGCAACUAAAAGGUGAUCUUUCCUUGAGCAGAAGCAGGGCUUCAUGGAAGAAAGCUUUGCACGCUUUGAAAAGUGAUGGGGAGGGUUAUGUUAUCACCACCAGGGUUGCUGCCACCAAAGAGCAAGAGUAAGAGGUGAUUUCUGCAGAAGCUAAACAAUUUCUGCAACAAUAUGGGGACUUAUUUUAGACCCCUGUAGACCUCCCAUCCAAACACGAGAAGGACCAUACAAUUAUCUUGAAGGAAAGGUCAGAGAUUCCUCGCAUCAGACCCUAUAGAUACCCACAAUAUCAGAAAAUCAAGAUUGAGAAAAUUGUAGAAGAGAUGCUGAAUUCUAGCAUCAUACGUCCGAGCACUAGCCCGUUCUCAAGUCCGGUGAUCCUUGUUAAAAAGAAAGAUGGAGGCUGGCGAUUCUGUGUAGAUUACCGAGCAUUGAAUCGAGAGACCAUAGCUGAUAAAUUCCCAAUUCCGGUGAUUGAUGAGCUACUAGACGAAUUGGGAAAUGCAAGAGUAUUCUCUAAAUUAGACCCCAAGUCCGGCUAUCACCAAAUAAGGAUGAGAGAAGAUGACAUCCACAAAACCGCUUUUCGAACUCAUGAAGGACAUUGAGUUUCUCGUGAUGCCCUUCGGGAUCACAAACGCUCCUUCUACUUUCCAGGCACUCAUGAAGUAGGUGUUGCAGCCACUUUUGAGGAAGUUCAUUUUGGUUUUCUUCGAUGAUAUACUCGUCUAUAGCUUGAGUUUGGAAGAACAUUGGGGUCAUUCGUAGUAGAUUUUUGAAGUUCUCCGGUGCAACCAACUCUACCUCAAUAAGAAGAACUGCUCGCCCAAGAACGUGUUGAAUACCUGGGUCACAUUAUAUCUAAAGAAAGAGUGGUAGCAGAUCCCAAAAAGGUUCAAGACAUGGUGGAUUGGCCAGUUCCAAAGGACCUCAAAAGGUUGAGGGGAUUCCUUGGGUUAACCGGUUACUAUCACCGUUUCGUGAAGAAUUAUGGAGGCAUAGCUUGGCUCCUUACACAACUAUUGAAGAAGGAUCAAUUCAAGUGGGGUAAUGAGGCACAAGCAGUUUUUGAAGCACUCAAGAUUGCCAUGGUGAUAGUCCCAGUGUUGGCUGUCCCUUCAUUUCAAAUCCCUUCGCAAUGGAGACUGAUGCUUCCGGGAAGGGAAUAAAGGCAGUACUAUUGCAAGAAGGCAGGCCGGUGGCUUACAUGAGUCAUAAACUUUCUGAACAGGCUCAAGCUAAAUCUGUUUAUGAGAGAGAGUUGAUGGCUAUGGUCUUGGCAAUUCAAAAAUGGAGGCAUUACCUCUUGGGGUCAACGGUUCACUGUUUAUAUGGACUAGAAAAGUCUUAAAUUCUUUCUUGAUAUGUGAAUUGGAGGCAAGGAACAACAGAAGUGGAUGACCAAGUUGCUUAGGUUUGAUUUUGAAAUAAAAUACAGGGCAGGGAAAGACAACAAAGUAGCUGAUGCCCUUUCCAGAAAAUUCCAAUUUGCUGCUGUUUCUAUGGUUUCAGCUGCUGAAUGGGAAAACUUAGAAGAUGAGGUGCAACAUGACCCAAAACUCGAGCAUCAUGCAGGAUCUGAUUUUCGAAAAGGAGGUUACUGCUGGAUAUGCAUUGAAAAAUGGGUGGUUGCUGCACCAAGGACGUUUGGUUAUUCCAAGGCAUUCGAAGUUGAUUUCCAAGAUAUUGGAGGAAUUCCAUGACACAAAGUUGGGAGGACAUUCUGGUUUUUUUCAAACUUGUAAGAGGAUAGUUGGAA